This is a messenger RNA of Dendroctonus ponderosae (mountain pine beetle), 1929 nucleotides long. Its product is annotated as nucleoside diphosphate kinase 7. The record is from RefSeq and is a predicted model, not a curated record. The transcript has 6 exons. Bases 528 to 1895 code for a protein of 455 amino acids. Lineage: Eukaryota; Metazoa; Arthropoda; Insecta; Coleoptera; Curculionidae. Gene Ontology annotation, cellular component: centrosome.
AAUGAAAAGUUUGGAGAAGUUUUGCUCAUAAAUCAAUCUAAAUUAUCCGUAUGCAAGAGUAAAGAUUAUCUGGCCCCAGAAACAUAACCCAGAUUAACGGCAUAACCAGGGCAUAACCUCGAAAAGUUUGACAACAAAAGUCGGUGUUUGAAGGGGCAACUUUAUAUAACUCUGUGUAAACCCUAUACAAUAAUACCCGGAUAAUUGAGGUAAAUUUGCAGUUCGGGGUCUGCUAGGUUUUCCUGUGUCGAAGGCGCCUUUUGAAACAGCAUCGAUUUUCUUUGUUGUCUAGUGGAAAAGUAGUGACUGACUGAGAGAGAAAUGAUGAAAACCCCGAGGAGCGAUCAGAAAAAUAUCUUCUGAGUCGAUUACCAAGCGUUCGAAAAAUGUAUUUCAUUACUCAGAGUUUAACGGGGGUUUCUUUCUAGACGGAAGCGAAUAAUUUUUCGUGGUUUCAGGACGGAAAACUUCUGAGUCGAUUACCAAGUCUUCGGCAAACGCAUAGGCAAAUUUUCAGCUCGCCUCAAAUGUCCGCUGGUCGUUGUACUGAGGAUGAAUACCUGGAAGAAGCCUUUGAGUUUUUGCGCAAAUAUCAGUGGAUGUUCAAUUUCAAAAACACCGAAAUUCUAACCAGAAAUGUACUGGACAAUUUUCCUUCAGAAUGGAAGGACUAUUUCACUCAGCUGACCACUGAUGAACUGCACCAUCUCGUAACGGGCGCUCUUAAGAAACCCGCUCCACCGGACCUGCAAGCCUUUAUCAGCGAUCUGAAUGCUCUCAACCCGCAUUUGCAGCAGCAAAAUCGAACCCAAGAGCGACUUCUAGCGCAAAAUGCGGGCAUAAGCCGAAAAAAGUCGCACGAAAUCGCGCUUUUGGCCCCGGUAAUUGACGAAAUUUGCCGGAAAACUGAUUGCGAUUUGAUUGUGGACGUCGGCUGUGGAAUUGGCCAUCUAUCUCAGCUGCUUCACUCCAAAUAUGGAUACGCGGUACUGGGAUUAGAAGCAUCGCGAAAGCUGGUGGAAACUGCCCAAUCAAAUCAGGCCAAACGCCAUCCUCAAAGCAUCGGGGAGGUUGUUUUUGAGGAGCUUUUUGUAGACGCUUCAUCCGCGCCUCAAUUGAACCACCUGAUAGUGCGGCACUUUAAUGGGAGAACAAAGGCGUGUCUCACCGGCUUGCAUGCUUGUGCAGAUCUCAGUGUGGAAGUUCAGAGGUUGUUUAUGCAUUUGAGCAUUGCAGAAGCUUUGGUGAUGAUGCCCUGUUGCUAUCAUCGAAUGCUUUUGGCCAAAGAAGACGCUGGCAGGCAGUGGUUCGGAAACUUUCCUGUUAGCCAAAAAGGGAAGGUUUUGUGGCAGAAGCAUGGAGGAAGUGGUUUUUUGAGGCAGUCGUUUCUGAGGUUGGCGUGCCAACAAACGAGAGAAGCCUUCAUUCGAAUGUCUGAAGAAGAGCAUCGGAAGCAUGGCCAGCGUUGCUUGCAAAGGGCAGUCUUACAACUGGCUGCGGAACUCGAAAAUUGCACGGUUCGAAGACUGAAACGAAAAUCAGGCAAAUCAGAUGCACCAGACAUUGAUGGCGGUUUCCAGGAGUAUUUGAAUAAUUUGAGCGGCACGCACGAACUUGUCCUUCCUAACCCGGAAACCCGGAUCCGAAUUACCGACGCCCGUUUCCUGUCCAGGAUGCAUGAAAAAUGGACCGCUCACAAAACUGAUUGUCGACAGGUCGAGGUUUUGAUGGGGCUUCAAGGAGCCAUUCAAGCGCUAUGCGAAAAUGUCAUUUUGCUCGAUCGAGUUGCAUUUCUAAAGGAAAAAGGGUUUCAUUGUUAUAAUAGGAAAAUAACAAAUGAUGCGCUUUCGCCGCGCUGCUGGGCUUUGAUCUCCGAGAAAAACACCGAAAAAUAAAAAUAAAUCAUUAUGGACUAAGUUGUUGUGUUAA